Messenger RNA from Culicoides brevitarsis, 1605 nucleotides. RefSeq names its product octopamine receptor beta-2R (gene Octbeta2R). The transcript is spliced from 7 exons. Gene Ontology annotation, biological process: adenylate cyclase-activating adrenergic receptor signaling pathway. The coding region runs from base 207 to 1499 and encodes 430 amino acids. NCBI's taxonomy places the organism in Eukaryota, Metazoa, Arthropoda, Insecta, Diptera, Ceratopogonidae. Gene Ontology annotation, cellular component: plasma membrane. The record is from RefSeq and is a predicted model, not a curated record. Gene Ontology annotation, molecular function: octopamine receptor activity.
UAAAAAGAGCGAGGGACAAAAUAUGAUGUUUACGAAAGCAAUCGUUAUUUGUAAAUUAAAACUUAUUUUUGUCUGUGAUUUUGAAAAUAAUCUACAAAAAUAAAGAACGAGUGAAAUUCGCAUCUCAUUUUUUUAUUUACUUAAUCGUCAUGUAUGAAAAUAUUAUCACAAUAUAACUCAAAAACAAUAAUUUAAAAAAAAUCAAAAUGAGCUCAAAAGACGAUGAUGUACCUAAUUAUGUUGUACCAACUAUUCCUACAUCAAUAACGAAUUCAUCAAUAUACGGAGGCAGAGGACCUCCGAUGGUGCCACAAGAUGAUACAAACACAAUUAGUAUUUUACUACUAAUUUUAAAGGCAUCAAUUAUGGUAUUUAUAAUAGUUGCAGCUAUAUUUGGCAACCUUUUAGUUAUAGUGUCUGUAAUAAGAGUAAGGAAACUAAGGAUUAUCACCAACUAUUUUAUAGUGUCCUUAGCCGUCGCCGAUACAUUAGUUGCUAUGAUGGCUAUGACCUUUAACUUUAGUGUUCAAAUAACUAACAAAUGGUUAUUUGGCCCAUUCAUGUGCGAUACGUGGAACUCGUUGGAUGUUUACUUUUCAACUGUCAGCAUCUUACAUUUGUCCUGCAUAUCUGUGGAUAGAUUCUAUGCAAUAGUUAAGCCAUUAAAAUAUCCUAUAAAUAUGACGAAACGAAUAGUCGCUGUAAUGAUACUUUGUACAUGGAUAUCACCAGCAUUACUAUCAUUUGUACCCAUAUAUGCAGGUCUGUACACAACUGAUGAACAUUUAGAAGCUGUUAAAAAAAAUCCAGAUACGUGUGAGUUCAUCGUCAAUAAAGUGUAUGCUAUAGUUUCUAGCUCAAUAUCCUUUUGGAUCCCUUGUACUAUUAUGUUGUUUACUUACUUUCAAAUAUUUCGUGAGGCCAAUCGGCAAGAAAAACAACUUGUAGCUCGUCACGGUACAGCUAUGUUGAUUCAUCAUCGAUCUUCUACUGGAAAUACUAAUGGAGAAGCUCUAAGUUCAUCAUCUAAAACUUUGGCUCUCCAUGAAGCAGAUACAGAUCAUACGCCAACCAAGGAUAAAAAUCUAAUGAAAAUUCGAAGAGAACAUAAGGCUGCUAGAACACUUGGAAUCAUUAUGGGAACUUUCAUAUUGUGUUGGCUGCCGUUUUUCCUGUGGUAUUUAAUAACUUCACUUUGUGGCCCCGAAAUAUGCCCUACACCGAAUGUUGUCGUAGCAAUUUUAUUUUGGAUAGGAUACUUUAAUUCAACUUUAAAUCCAAUAAUUUACGCUUAUUUCAAUCGAGAUUUUAGAGAAGCAUUCAAAAACACAUUAGAAUGCAUAUUUUGUUCAUUCUGUCGUAGAAAUUCUCCAUUGGAUUACGAAAUUAGACGAACUAGUUUGCGUUACAAUAGUAGAGCUAAAAGUAUUUACUCUGAAAGCUACUUAAGACCUCAUCAUCAUGAUCGUCAUAAUUUUGAAUCUCCAGAGAAUUUGUAACAAAUUGUUCAAUUCCAAUUAUAAAUGCAAAGAAAUGACAAUCGUGAAAUUUUGUAAUGCUCGAUCAAUAAUAAUAUUUAUUAUGUGACCUCCGUAUGAACGCAAA